UAUAGAGAGAUUUCUUGUGGAUUUUCUUUUUGAUCUUGGAGGGUUCUUUCUCUCUUCAAGAAUCAGUCUUUCUUGGGGAUGCCCUUUGAUUUCUCUUUCUUGGUUUCUGGUCUCAUUGCUUUUCAACUUAAGUCGGUUCAAGAUUUUCUGGGUUGCUUCUUGGUGUUAAUUUCUUGCUUGAGGAUUUGUAGUACUGGUUUAAUUUUUCUUUUUCUUGAUGCGCUCUGCUCAGCGUUUUCAUGAUUUUAUGAUCUUGUGAUUCUUGGAGUCUUCCGCUGAAGUCUUCUCUUUAAUUCAAACCCAAAGAAAUCUGGUCUGUGUGUUUAUGCUGGUGGUUGGGGUUCUGAAUUCUUACUGUUCACUUCAGACUGACCAAAUAUUUGAUUUUGGGGUCUGGGUUUUCUUCCAUUCUUCUCAAUCUUUCUUUUACCGUAGAAAAAUGUUAGCCCAUGACUUUGAUUUUGAGUUCAGUUUAUGCCGUAUCCACGCAAAAUAAGUUAUAUUUUCUUGGUCCAUAAUCGGGGAAUCUUUCUAAUCUAUCGCCUCUCGUCAUGAUUCCAACUUGAUUUUGCUUUCUUGGAUUUAGUUUUUGAAAGUGCGGCUGAUUAAUGGAUGGAUGAAGAAAAGUUGCAAUCUUUAGGUGGGGUUGUUUGAUUUUGAGCGUAAGAGUUUGAGUGGUGGUGGGGUUUGGGGACCUUUGUUGAGAAGGAGGCCCUUAGGCUACUGUUAUGCUGAAGGCUAAGUAUAGUAAGAUAAAGUCUUGUUUUGGAGGAGAUAAUAUAAGUUCUUGUGACUGUUGGUUAGACAGCACAAGAAGGAAGAAAAGGCUAUCAGCAGAUGUUAACCACUGAAAAUCCUCCACCAGAUCCCCCAUGUCCCUCUGAAACAACACAACUGAAAAGUAGCGGCAGUAAUGUUAGUGGUGAUGAAAAGGGUUCUGAUAAUAAUCAGCACCAGCUUGAGGUAGAUCUGUUCAAGUCAGGCCUUGAUGACAACAACCCACUUCCCAAGUUCUCCAUAAGAGAUUAUGUUUUUAACACACGGGGCAAAGAUAUCAAGACUCAUUGGCCAUUUUCUCCAAAAAAUUUGCAACUUUGUCUAAAGAAUGGCGUGAAGGAUGUGUUGCCACCUUUUCAGACGCUUGAUUCCGUGAGAAACCGAUUGAAUGUGAAAUGUGCUGCUGAAAAUAUAACCAAUUCUGAUGUGAAGCUUUCUGGGUUUAGCUAUCAUCCUUUGUCUGUUCCGUCUAACAAUGUUGGGAAAAAGCUAGCUUUGGAUAUUGAGAACAUCAAAUCAAGUGGAUCUGAAGAAGAUAAAGAAUAUCCGUCAACCACGACAAUUCAGUCUUGUCCGGACAUAAUUUCAGUGCCCGUGAUCAAAAGCCCUUACUUGGAACCAGAAGCUGAAAAUUUGCCAGUAUCCUCAGCGGGAGGGCCUGAAUUCGCUGUUGCAGUGUCCAAUAAGGUUGAAAACUAUAGUCAGAAGCCGGUCAAGAAGUGCAGAGUGAUUGUGAAGUUGAGCAACAUUGCUGAACCAAAGUUGACUGAAGAGUCUUCUGCAAACGCUUCUGUGGUGUCAGAAACAAUGGCUUCAAAAGUGUGCCCGGUGUGCAAGACAUUUUCAUCUUCUUCUAACACUACUUUGAAUGCUCAUAUUGAUCAAUGUCUUUCUGGGGAAUCAACUGUCAAAUGGGCGGCCAAUUCAAAAGUGAUUAAGCAUAGAAUAAAGCCUAGGAAAACAAGACUAAUGGUGGAUGUCUAUGCAACAGCCCUGCAUUGUACAUUGGAGGAUCUUGAUAGAAGAAAUGGAACAAACUGGGCUUUGAACAUGGGUUUUGCAGCGCAGGAUUUGGAAGAGUGCACUGAAGAGAAAACUAUCACCUAUUCUUCUGUCAAUGGUCAUGAGGACAACUGCAACGAAGGUGCUGUGUACUUCGAUUCCAGUGGCACAAAGCUUCGUAUCUUAUCAAAGUUCAGUGAUCUGCAAACAAACUCAAGUGCUAAAGAUGAUUGUGAGCUUACGAAACUUGUCAAAAGAGAUGAAGGAAGCAAAAUUCUUUCAAGUAAGAAGAAAAAGUAUCUUGUCCAGAGGCAUAAGCUUCUUGAAUGCCCUCCUUAUGACCAAGGAAGUUGUUCUUCCAGGACCCAUCAUUGUCCUAAGGAUAACAAUGGUCAUGAAAAGAAGUUUCCCCAUGAAGAUGACGAGAAAGAAGAUCUGAGACAGCCUAUGGAAGCCUGUGAUCAGAUGAGAUCUGAUGAUUUUGGAAUGAUCAAACAGUGGGUAAGCUCCAAGAGAACUGGUCUGAAGAAGAAUGUCAAUCUAGAUACUGGAAGCCGGCAUUUGGACAAAAUUAUAAGGAACUUGAGAGUGAAAAAUAGUAACCUGCCAUCUCCAGGUGUUAAGUUCAGUAAGAGAACAAGUGACUUAAGUUUCCCGAAUUUAUCUGAUGGUAAUCCACUUUUCUUAACUGAAAGCCGAAAAAGAAAGGAGAACUCAUCUUUCAAUUCUCAUGAUGCAUAUGAGGAACAGCUUUUAAGAAAGAGAGCGAGGUUUUCCUUGUUGGAGUUUCGAAACUGUCAUGGUAUGAAAAAUCAUUUGAUGCUCUCUGAAUGCAACAUGAAGCAGUUGAAAAAAGAUGAGCCCUCAAUUCAUAAGAGCCGUACAGAUCCUCCAAAUGGUAUGGAAAGUCAUGCAUCUUCUCGGAGUUUCAAGAAAAUGAGGAGUGUGAGUCCAACCAUGAACACUAAUAGUUCUUUCAUCAGCUCAAGAAUGUCCCAGCACCACACAUUUUCAUCAGAAGGCAAAGAAUUUGGUGCUCCGAAGGAGACAUCCUUGGAUGAUAUCAUAUCAUCUAGAGGUAAGAAGUUAUCAUCCUCGAGGAAGAAUCUGUUGUCUGUCAGGCAUGCAUCUAUUUCAGAAUCAAAGAAGAAUUUAGGGAGAAAGAAUCUGAACUUCAAGAAGCGUAGGCUGCAUUACGAGUCAGGAUCAGAUGAAGAGGCAGUAGUGUCUCGAUCUGCUGUUUGUAUGCAAUACAACCCAGCAGAAAUACUGGACAAAAAUGCUGUCCAAAUGGGAAAGGCUUCUGGUAAGUCAUUGACUAGGAUUUUGAAAAUUCGAAAAAAAAGAGGGGAACUUGUAAACACUGGUAAGGCGGGAGAAACCACUCCCAAGAGCUCAGAUUCACCACCACAAUCCGAUACUCAUGGAGUUGAGACGAAUAUUGAUUCUUCUGCUGGUGGCAAUGUUCCUGCUGGUGCAUCCAAUGGUCUGGAUGUUGUAAAGGAUGUUGAAAUUCAGGAUGAAUUUGUCUGUGAGCCAACUUCUAAAGUAUGUGAUGGAGAAACUUUUAUAGCCUUAGGUGAAUCUUUUGAUUCUGAAUACCCUGCGAUUACUGGUCCUUCUGAUGUUGAAUUGAUUUCGGGGCAUUAUAUAAAGCCUUAUGGACAUUCUCCAGCUGACUUGGGGUUGGGUGGCGAAGGAGAGAUGUUUUGUGCCAACAAAGUUGACAAAGAUUUGAUUACUGCGAAUGAUACUCUUGGGACGGCAGAAAUUAAUGCUAACAAAGGACAAGGAAAUUACUUUAUCGAUGUUGAUCCAAUAUCCAUACCUGGGCCACCAGGCUCCUUUUUGCCGAGUCCUGGGCGUAUGGGUUCGGAAGAGAUUCAGGGAAAUUCAUCAUUAACCACUUGUAGGAUACUUUCUUCUGAAGAUGAGUAUGAAUUGGUAGAUCGGGAUUCAUCAGAUUCUCCAAUUUCUGCUACAUCAUUUGCAUCUAACUCGAUUGCUGCUAGAUCUGAUUCAGUAUCCUUGGCAAACUUGUCCGUGCAGUCACAUGGUGUACAACAUGAGUCUCAACGUGACAUCUCCGAAGACAGGAUGGAUCCUGUCCCUGAAAGUUCCUUUCCCUUUGAGCUGGCUGCUGCUGCUGCAGAUGGAAAUCUGAAGCUUCACGAGUCAAGAGCCAACUCGAUAUUACCUGAAAUGAGUCCCCGCAGAUUCGGAAACAGCCAGCCAUGCUGUUGUUCUAGGAAGGAGGGAGUUCCACAGACUGGUUCAUUGAACUAUCAAGAAUCACAGCUUCUCAGGCGACGGGCUAUAACUUCUCUCCCGCCACUUCCUUCACAAGAAAAGCAAAUGGGUCCUGAUCCUAAUGGUGAAUUUUACACAUCCAACUUGAGAUCAGAAACAUUCCCCAAGAAUGAUCAAAAUCCACCUGAAAAGAUUGUAACAGAUUCACCAAAGGGCUAUACUACUUUGCCAGUUUCUCAAGGUACUGAGGUUAAGUUUCCAGCUUGUGGGAAUUCUGAGUUUCCAAGUCCAUCUACCCCGAAUCCUGUUCUCCGACUGAUGGGGAAAAACUUAAUGGUGGUGAGCAAUGAUGAAAAUCCUUCCCCUCAAAUGAGGAGUACCCAAUCAUGUAUGGUGAACGGCUAUCCAAGUCAACAAUCAUGUGUUGAUAAUGUUGUUUCCAGCAGCAAUAUUCAGAAUGAGCACCAUUCCUUUAAUCAUUCUCUAUCUCGAGCUCCUUCAACACUUGACAACAAGCAAACCAGCACGACGGCGCAACACUUUGAUUUCAGUUCAUCUGAUGGUUCCAGAAUUCCUGCUAAUUUUAGGGCACCAGAAUCACGCCCACAUCCAUCAAGAGUCAUGCUUCCGAGCAAGUGUUUUGGUGGAAGUUUCACCUCAUCGUUUGAGUGUCAUGAAUAUGCAGGUGGGUGCAAUUUUCCACCCGAACAACUUGGAUCCCACAUGAAACUGGACUCUCCCAUUAGAUAUGAAGUUAAGCAACCUAGAACUCCGGUUCCCCGACCUAGAGCGGCAGAUGCUUCUGUUGGUAAACAAAAGGAAAUAAUCGUGAUUGAUGACUUACCGGAAAAUGAAGUUACUUUAACUAUGAAAUCAACACAAGGCGAGGUGAACAUUGAAGCUGGGAGACCUACAGUUGGGAUUUCAGCAUCAAGGGCAUCAGGUAACGACUCCGUGCAUGUGAAUCCUUUCUAUAGUUACCAGACACGGUGUUAUCCUCUGUAUAGUGGAUCUCAAAUGGUUCAGAAUACACAUAUCCAAGUGCAACCUUUGAAGGCAACAAACAAAAAUUUGAUUGAUUGGAACUGUUCUCCAGAAGGUUCAAAUUUACGGUAUCCAAAUCUUUUACCUGCUUCUUUGCCCCCCACAGGCCACCAAAGAUCUUUGUAUUUUGCUCCCGGCUUCUUGUGAGGACCAUCUUCACUUGUUCCUAGCAAACUGACUACCUAAACAAUGGCUAGAAUUCCAUCCAAAUGACAUAAAAUAUACAGUCUGAUGAAGGAGAAGCAGCAGCAAAUGUCAGCAGAUGAGUUUCGUAUUUGGUUUUUCCUUUGUUAAUGAUGCUACUUACCCUCCCUAGAAAUAUCUUACAAGUCUGUGUAGGUCUAAGCAGUUUUGCGGCUUCUCCUAGGUAACGCGACAAGCUUCCUGGAGGCUGGUGUAAGAAAUCUUUGAAUAAUAAGUUACUGAGAAAACUAUCUUUCUUGUUGCUCUCUCAGUUGUCUGCUCUUCUUUCACUGAAUCUUUGUCUUAAUAUAUCUUCUUUUACUACGCAUUUGCUUGGCGAAACA
Messenger RNA from Sesamum indicum (sesame), 5600 nucleotides. RefSeq lists its product as uncharacterized. The record is from RefSeq and is a predicted model, not a curated record. Lineage: Eukaryota; Viridiplantae; Streptophyta; Magnoliopsida; Lamiales; Pedaliaceae.